CUUAUCCAUCCCCCCCCCCCAUCUCUUUCGCGAGCUGCACGUCUUAAAUUUUUGUUCCAUUCCUUUUAAUAGCGUUUAAUCACGUUAUAGCUAUGGAAUUAUGCACACCAUUUACUGAACCAGUUCAAAAACCGAGUAUUACAUGCUUUACGUUGUAUCUUCGGCUUGGAGCAACGAGUGAAAUGUAUUAUGGCGAUAAAAUAAUUUGAUGGUCAUUAUUAAUGACACGAAUAUCUAGAUCUGGGCACACCACAAUUAAAGUUACACUGCAUGAGGUGGUGGGGGGGGGGGUCAGCUGUAUCAUUAACAAGCACAAAUAUUCUUGUUCCGUCGGUUUCAGCGCCCCAGGCUCCACUUGCACCACUUGCGUGAAAGUCGCUUGUUGCCUGGUGAUCCGUUUACUUGUACAAAAAUGUACACUAUGCACGAAUGACUCAUUUUUGCUUUCCAGUACUGAGUUGGUUCCUUUUCAUUGGGUGGGCAAACCUGUUGGGUUUAAGGGGAAAAACAUGGAGGAAACACUCCCAGAAACCGACAGUGGAGAUUUCAGGUCUGACCAGUCUAGAAGUUGGAAUAAGUUCAGUUCCAGGCUAGGACACAUGAACUAGUGCCACGGGGUGCCAGCGCGCAAAUACGCGGCCACAAACGAGUUUACUUGCGCUCCUUCCUGCUAUGCUUCUCCCAGUGGUGACAGGAGCUACAGAUGGCAUCGGGAAAGCCUACGCGAAGGAGCUUGCUCGACGAGGCUUUGCCUUGGUCCUCAUCAGCCGCUCCCAGGAGAAGCUGGAUGACGUCUCAAAGUCGCUGGAGUAUCUGUACAAUGUGGAAACGAAGACCAUCUCCGUGGAUUUUGGAUCCUUAGAUGUGUAUCGCACUAUCGAAAGCGGAUUGGCUGGCCUGGAGAUCGGAGUCUUGGUGAACAACGUUGGAAUCUCCUAUUCCUACCCGGAGUUCUUCCUUAACAUCCAGCAUUUAGAAAGUUUCAUUAACACCAUGAUAAACGUCAACGUCUCCUCAGUCUGCCAGAUGACACGCCUGGUGUUGCCCGGGAUGGUGGAAAGGUCCAGGGGUGUGGUGCUCAACAUCUCAUCAGCAAGUGGCAUGUACCCCAUCCCCCUGCUCACCGUUUACUCUGCCACCAAGGCAUUUGUGGACUUUUUCUCACGAGGGCUUCAUGCGGAGUAUAAGAACAGAGGGAUCAUUGUGCAGAGCGUGCUCCCAUUCUUUGUGGCCACGAAGAUGACCAAAAUCAGGAAGCCCACUCUGGAUAAGCCCACCCCAGAACGCUACGUAGCUGCAGAGCUGUCGACUGUGGGUCUACAGAACCAAACCAAUGGCUAUUUUCCCCAUGCUAUCAUGGGCUGGGUCACCACGGCCCUGGUCCCCAUCAGUGUGGUCAUCCAUCUCGGCAUGCAGAUGCACAAGGCCCAGCGUGCCAGAUACCUGCGGAGGAGGAAGCAGCACUGAAGGCUCGUCAUUGGCUGGAGGGUGAUGUGGGAGGAGUCUUCUGACGCUGCCCUCUGACUCCUGUGAUUUGUAGUUUGUGCUCGAUCCCAUUGAAUCGCUGUCUACAGAGGGCUACGCGUCGGUGUUCCGGACUACUAGGCUCGGACUUCUUUCUGCGGUUCGGGUUCCUUUCUUCGUCUUGUUUACAUUGGGUGGGGUUUGCGUGUCCGUGAGAUGUUGAACAUUCGGCGAGGUAUCGAUGACCUGUGAGAAAUGAAAUGUCUCGUAAAACACGGUCGAUUUCUGUCAGUCUUAACUUUUUUUCAUAUAUAUACACAAAAGCAACUUAUUUCAAAGAAUGUGGUUUCAGCCACCCUUUUUUUAAAGAUUGAUAAAAUCAACAUUGUACCUCUAGCACUGGGAAUUUUGUGACAUAAUACCGUAGUUUGUCUCACUUGUGAAAAAAAAACUUUCUGAAUAUUUCUAGAUUUGUAGCAAUUUUUUAUGUAUAUAUUCACGUUUGUAUGAAGUGUGUGAGCAGGUGGUGGAGGCUCCUUAUCGAAUUGCACUGUCAUUUCCCCCAUGAAUUCUGCAUUUUCCAUGUGACCCAAUGAAUGGUGGUGCUACUUUGAUAGUAUCUCUCACACUACUGAUGGAAAAAAUAAGUGCCUUCAUGGUUAAUAUGUUGUUGUGCCGGUAGGGAAACUAGUCAUGUUCAAAGAAAAGACUGGUAUAAUGUAUCAUUAUAUAUUUAAUAUUUUACACUGCCAGGGUUUAAGUGUGGGGGGGGGAGGUCUUGAAUACUACCACGACUACUCUACCUACAUGUACUUUGCCAGAUUUUGAGUGACUUGGAUUAAGUUUGUUCAGUUCAGUGGAUGAUGAUCACUGAUACUCCAUACUGGAGUCAGAAUCUAUUUCCCAGCUCUCUGAAUGUGACUAGUAUCCCAGAAUCUGCUUUCCAAAUAAAUUAUUUUAUGCCAAAGUGAACGCACUAUGCAGGGGAAAGAUCUCUUAGCCUACCAUGUAGUUAGGUUGUCAUAGCAGCCACCUGUAUAACAGUUGAUAAUUGCUUGAUAUUAUCAAUAAAAUACGUUACUUGUGGGGA
Molecule: messenger RNA, 2554 nt
Organism: Brienomyrus brachyistius
Lineage: Eukaryota; Metazoa; Chordata; Actinopteri; Osteoglossiformes; Mormyridae
Gene: hsd17b12a
Product: hydroxysteroid (17-beta) dehydrogenase 12a
Exons: 11
Coding region: 673-1467 (264 amino acids)
Cellular component (GO): endoplasmic reticulum
Molecular function (GO): oxidoreductase activity
Source: RefSeq, a predicted model, not a curated record